GGUUCUUCACAACGAAAAUAUCAAAAUAUAUAUUCUCAUAUCAAAAAAUUAUCAAUGGAUGAAUGAUAACUAAUGUUUUAUGUAAUUCUUAAAUUUGAAAGUUAAAAGUGAAAAGGGCAUAACAAAUUAACAAUGCUUGUCUUACAAUCUUGCUACUAUUAGUGAUUUUUUGUGUGUGUGUGUGGUAAAACUAUUAGUGAUUUUCCAAUUGUUCAAUGUUGCUAGUUUCAGAAUGAUUUUCUAGCCCUUGUUCGAACAUACAUUAACUUACAACAUUUAUUCCCUAAAACAUUUUACAAGUUGUUAAAGCUUGACAUUUCAAAGUUAUAAUUACAAGAAGUCGGUGUGAUGAUAUUCUAAAAUGAUAAAAUUCACUUUCUCAUCAAAAUUUACAAUUUAGUAUCACUAAUCAUGUUUUUAUCUUAACAAAGAGAAUGAGGAUGAUAUUGACUUACUUUUCCAAAACACUUCAAAAGAAGAACAAGAAUAACACAAGAUGGAUCUUGGUAGAUGUUCUUUGGGUUAUUGUUCUUGUUGUUUACGAAUACUUCCUUUUGACUUACUUACUUAAAUAUACCUAUAUAUGCCUUGUUUCUCAUAGAAUGGCCAAAUGUAGAAGAAGAAAAAAAAUUGUAAGUCAGCAAAUUUAUUAGGGGCUGAUUGUCUAUAGUAGAAUGGUUGAACUUGGACAAGCUACAAUGAGUUUAUAUACUAUUAAAAAGACCGAUUUAUGGAAUGAUGAAUGAUGGAAGUGAAGCUAAGUAUUACUCAUUCCUUCAAAAUAUAGAAUAAUGCAUCAAACAAAAAUGAAAUCCAAGAUGUUAUAAUAAAAUAAUUGUAAUGGGAAUUCAUUAUAAUAGUCAGAUAAGAAUGAGAAUGAGGCGGGUUUGGGCACAUAUCAUUAAAUUCAACCCAAUUUCCAUUUUUAAUUCAUAAUUUCGUACCCUUUCCUUCUCUCAUACCGGUGAAAGUUUCUUAUCCCCAUCUCUCGAUUUUUCAAAUAACUGUGGAUAGUACCUUCCCCGAAAAUCCAAAUCAAAUUUCAAUUUAAAAUCAAUGUAAUCAAGUUGAAGACACAUACGAAUACGACUUAAGAGUUAGAAUAUCGAACAAAGAUUAUAUAUCAUAAAUAACCACAAAAAGUACAAGAAAUAUAACAAAAAAUUAAUUUUGCAGAGGAAAUUAGGGAUAAAAGUUGACAUAUAUGUAUUGUUGGAAUAAAAAAAGUGAAACAGAUGAUAAUUUAUGAAAGUCGAGAGACAAUUAUUGCUAAACAUCUAAAUUUAUCCCCGACCCGUACCCGCCACUUUUUUCGUGGAUAUUACCCAUACCAGCCUCAUCACAUGUUAAUGCGGGAAUUUCCUUCAUUGACUGGGUCGGGAAGGUUCGGAUUUUGUGGGUACGAUUCCUUCGUUGAACUUUGAACUUCACACUUUGGUUUGGGCCGAACAGGUAAAGCAUGUUGCCGUCCGAAAGAGACUAUUAUGCAUGUCGGCCCAAAAUAAGACGGAUUAUGUUACCCAAGCCCAGGUUAUUAAAAUUAGGCCCCGAGCAUAAGAAUAAAUAAUAGGAAAAUGGAAAAGCCAAAGAAACAAAAUACAAAAACACCGCGUGGUCUUCCAGAUUUCAUGUGUAGCAGACUACAACUGCAGUUCAGUCAUUUCUCUCUCUCUCCCAUUGCUGUCUUCCAAUCAAGUCCCAAAUCAACGACCCUUGCCGCCGCGCCCAAAUCCUCAUCCAAAUUCAAAAUUUUCCGACCCCCAAAUCGAUCCGCCUCCGUCAAUGGCCGACUCCGACUCCGCCACCGCGCAAUCUCCAUCUCCGUCUCCGCCGGCCGCUCCUCUCGCUCCGAGGAAGGAGAAUCUCACGCCGGUCGGUUCCAAGAUCGCGGAACUGAACGAAUCGAGGGUGGAGCUCCUUACCAGAAUCCAAGGCUUGAAACAGGACUUGCAUACUUGGAGAUCUAAGCUAGACACUCAAAUCAAAGUGUACCGUGAGGAAUUAACAGAAGUGAAGAAGUCGUUGAAUGAUGAGGUGGAGCAACUACGACUGGAGUUCAAAGAACUCAGAACUACACUUCAGCAGCAACAAGAUGACAUCUCUUCUAGCAUGAAGAACUUGGGGCCUGUGGAUGGGGGAGAGGAUGAAGUUAAAGAGGCGAAACACUCGGAGGCAGAUGUGCAACAAGAAGAUGAAGCGAAAGUCUUAACUGUCGAGGAAGAGCCUAGUUCAGCCUAACACAACCAUUUGCAUUCCCUUGGAGAAGAAGCCUUUUCUUUUCCGAGUCCAUCCCGGUGCAAUCUAUUGAAGUACUCCAAAGAAAUAUGUAAUAGUGUAGUUGUAAAAUCAGCCCAGGAGGGGGCAGACAACUUGUAAUACUUAUCGUUGCGACUAUGAACCACUUCAACCUGCUCCAUUCCUUCUAGACGAGAACGAAUCACUGCAAUUGUUGCAGCACAGCUGAAAGCCUAUCAGCAGAGGAAACUAAACUAUCAGUUUGAUAUUGAGUUGACUAUAGGGUUAACACUGCCAUUUUAACCCAACCCAUCCAACUUGGUGAGAAAAAAAAAAAAAAAAUGGUAACCAUUAAUUUGCUCAACCUCCAUUCAUUUAUUACCCCACCAUUAUUAUCUUUCCACCACCCAGAUAUUGUGCUUGGUUGCUUGCUUCUCCCCCCACUUCCCCCUUACUGUUUGGCCAUUGAAUACCUUUCUCUAGUUCCCAAGAAACUGUUUUAUGUGUAAGAAUGCUCUAUACUCUAUAGGCACAGACUAGAGCGACACAGAGAGAAAGCCAUGGCUAAGCUUCUUCUUCUUUCUCAAUCAUGCCUCUCUACUCCCAUUGCUCCAAAAGGGGCCUUAACCGUUGUUUACCAUUCAAAGGAGACUGCUGAUGAUGAUGAUGAAUUGACGAUCGAGCAGUGAAGUAAAUGGUCUUCCACCCACCACAUCCACUUCAUUCAUUCAUUCAUGCAACCUCUGAAAUAGAAUGAUGGCGCUCGAAUGACAUUUGGAUCCAUGCCUUAUGUGUUAAGGAGUAGUGUAUUGAAGGCUAUCUCCCAACCCACCUUAGAUUUUGGGUGCAACUGCCACUACCCAUUAUGUUUUAUGUUCUUUCCAAGAAACCCUUUUCACCUCUUUCCCUAUAAUGGGAUGGAUUAUUAAUGUGAGAUUGUUUUCAUCCAAAGGAGGAAGGAUUGACCCGCCUGAUAAUAAUUUAGGGCACUACAAUGAAUAUAUUUCAAAGUGUACAACAUUAAAAAUUAAUUUAGAUGAUUACUGCGGAUGAGGAGCUGUUGGCUUCUAACUUCCAAGUCAUUCACGAUAUCGAAUGAAUUCCUAGAGUGUUGAUGGUAAAUUGGACAUUGAGUACUUCUAAAUUUUUCGAGGUUAAUAGGAAAUGAUUGUUUGUAGCCUUUAAACGACUUCUUCAUCUUCAACCCCUGCCCCUGAAGAGAUUUCUUGUUUUUGUUUGCUUGUAAUCAUGGUUCUAAAUUUUUCGAGGUUAAUGGGAAAUGAUUGUUUGUAGCCUUUGAACGACUUCUUCAUCUUCAACCCCUGCCCCUGAAGAGAUUUCUUGUUUUUGUUUGCUUGUAAUCAUGGUUGUCACUCCGGCCGGCGUGGCACCGGUUGUAUCGGGUUCAACCGGUACCGGUCAUAAAAUCGGCGUGACACCACCGGUAUGACCGGCAUGAUCGAUAUACGAAUUUCUAAGUAAAAUAACCUUAUUUUAGAGAAUUUAAUUGAUAAAAAUUAUUUUAUUAUUUAUUUUAUGAGCAUAAAAGUUAAAAUAUUGA
This is a messenger RNA of Linum trigynum, 3796 nucleotides long. NCBI's taxonomy places the organism in Eukaryota, Viridiplantae, Streptophyta, Magnoliopsida, Malpighiales, Linaceae. The record is from the annotation of a GenBank genome assembly.